ACUUCUUAGUGAACUCAGUCUCGACUUCAGCUUUUAUAAUGGCACACUGGACCAUUUUUGGUUUUCUCGUGAUCUUGGUUCUUUGUGGAAUGAGCCAGGCUAUGUCCUCCUGCAAUUCGGAUGGCCAUGCUCAUUGUGUCGAAAUAAAAAAUUGUAAGGAAAGGUAUACACACUCGGACUUGGAUUGCCCAACAGACGAAGUAUGUUGUAAACUUAAAGAUAUUGAUAUGAGUUGUGGAUCAGAGACGGAAAAAAAGGUAUGCCUUAUUCCGGAAUUGUGCAAGCAAAACUUCAUUUUCCACUCGGCCUUUUCCCUGGCCAGCUCGCUUUGCCCGCCAGGAUUGGUUUGCUGCAACGUCCAACCAAUUGUUCCAACGGACAUAGAAGAUGAUUUGAUAUGAUAUGCGAUAUGAUAUCACAAUUUUCUGCCUUUUACAUUGUAAAACACUUUGUAAUUAUUAGAAAGAAUACGUUUUUAAAAAGUAAUCAGUAGCAAAAAGCAGUCUCUUUUGGAGAUGCGGGGCAUCGAUCCCCGUACCUCUCACAUGCUAAGCGAGCGCUCUACCAUCUGAGCUACAUCCCCCUUGCACUUUCGCCCGCCAGAAGGUCUCCGAAAAUUUUACACCGUCGCGGGAAGUAACUAUUCAUAGAUAACCACCUUAAACAUGCAGUUCACAAAAAGACAAACAAAAAAAACAAAAGACAUCGAAACUAGUUGACUGCAUUUUAAAUUGAAAUUUAUUUUAAAAUUUCACGUUUCCGGCUAAAUUUAGCUCGGAACAGCGGUUGGUCGCUCAUUUGGGCUACUUUGCCGCGUUAAAAUCAAGAGGCUCAAUGGUCUAGGGGUAUGAUUCUCGCU
This is a messenger RNA of Drosophila biarmipes, 859 nucleotides long. RefSeq lists its product as uncharacterized. The transcript is spliced from 3 exons. Bases 39 to 401 code for a protein of 120 amino acids. NCBI's taxonomy places the organism in Eukaryota, Metazoa, Arthropoda, Insecta, Diptera, Drosophilidae. The record is from RefSeq and is a predicted model, not a curated record.